Messenger RNA from Bicyclus anynana (squinting bush brown), 950 nucleotides. It is a transcript of the gene eIF3f1, whose product is annotated as eukaryotic translation initiation factor 3 subunit F. The record is from RefSeq and is a predicted model, not a curated record. Gene Ontology annotation, biological process: translational initiation. Lineage: Eukaryota; Metazoa; Arthropoda; Insecta; Lepidoptera; Nymphalidae. Gene Ontology annotation, molecular function: translation initiation factor binding; translation initiation factor activity; metallopeptidase activity. The transcript is spliced from 6 exons. Gene Ontology annotation, cellular component: eukaryotic translation initiation factor 3 complex, eIF3m. The coding region runs from base 49 to 882 and encodes 277 amino acids.
UUUUUUACUAAUAACUAAUCUGUGGUGCUGGUGGUCUUUCAAAUCAACAUGGCGCUCAAUCUUACUGUUAAAGUUCAUCCCGUUGUUUUGUUUCAAAUAGUAGAUGCAUAUGAGCGUCGAAAUGCGGAUUCACACCGGGUCAUUGGCACAUUACUGGGUACCCAGGACAAGGGGGUGGUGGAGGUGACGAACUGUUUCUGUGUACCGCACAAGGAGCACGCGGACCAGGUGGAGGCCGAGCUCAACUACGCCAUGGACGUGUACGAGCUCAAUAGGAGAGUCAACGCCUCAGAGAAUAUUGUUGGCUGGUGGGCGACGGGCAACGAGGUGACCAACCACUCGUCCGUGAUCCACGAGUACUACUCGCGCGAGUGCCGCGAGCCGGUGCACGUGACGCUGGACACGGGGCUGGGCGGCGCGCGCAUGGGGCUGCGCGCCUACGUGUGCGUGGCGCUGGGCGUGCCGCGCGGCAAGCAGGGCUGCAUGUUCACGCCCGUGGACGUGGGCCUCACGCACUACGAGCCCGAGGUGGUGGGGCUGCAGCUGUGCCAGAAGACCAUGGGCGCGGGCGGCCGCGCGCGCCAGGUGCAGCCCCUGGCGGACCUGGCGCAGGUGGCGGAGGCGGCGGCGCGGCUGUCGGCGCUGCUGGAGCAGGUGCAGGCGUACGUGGAGGACGUGCUGGCGGAGCGCGCGGCGCCCAACGACGCGGUGGGGCGCCAGCUGCUGGAGCUGGUGACGGCGCUGCCCGACCUGGCGGCCGACUCCUUCGCCGACGCCUUCAACUCGGGCGUCAAGGACUUGCUCAUGGUGGUGACGCUGGCGCAGCUCAUCAAGACGCAGCUGCAGCUCAACGAGAAGCUGACGCUGCUCACGUCGCAGUGAGCCGCCCCCCGCCCGCCCCGCGCCGCCCGCCCCCGCGCUCCGAGACAAUAAACAUCUGCGGCACACUC